This is a messenger RNA of Hippoglossus stenolepis (Pacific halibut), 5697 nucleotides long. RefSeq names its product TLE family member 5, transcriptional modulator (gene tle5). Gene Ontology annotation, biological process: negative regulation of canonical Wnt signaling pathway; regulation of DNA-templated transcription. Lineage: Eukaryota; Metazoa; Chordata; Actinopteri; Pleuronectiformes; Pleuronectidae. Gene Ontology annotation, molecular function: protein binding; transcription corepressor activity. The transcript is spliced from 8 exons. Gene Ontology annotation, cellular component: transcription regulator complex; nucleus. The record is from RefSeq and is a predicted model, not a curated record. Bases 882 to 1499 code for a protein of 205 amino acids.
CUUCUGUGUGGGGCGUUCAGCUCGGCGGCGUCGCGCCCACCUCCCUCUCUCCAGCUCCGGGAAUCGGACUGACUUUCUGGCUCCGGCAGCACCGACAAACCCCGCUCUGCUCCUCCAGGACUGAUCAACGCCCAGAGUCUGGGAUAAAUCUCAAUUUGAAGUUUUCUUUCCAUUUCCUGUUGGGUUUUCUUUCCGCCGUCCUAGCGGAAGCAGCAGCGGCAGCACUGAUUCCCUCGCUGGCGUCGGACGGAGCGGGGAUUCAACUUAGACGAACCCGCAGACAUUUUGUUAUUUCUGAGAAUUAGACGCGUUUCUUUCUCCUCGUCGCUGCGGAGCGAAGUGGGAGCGUGUGAAGGGGCCGACGCAAGACCCGGGGAGAAGAAGCCAUUACCGAGCUAGCUGCAGCACCGGACGUGUCCGCGUGUGGAACGUUAUUCAUUUACCCGCGUUUAGCUCGCGUCGCUGCCGCUGGUGCGUCGAGGCGGAAAAACAGCGAUGAAUCAUUUUGACGGACAGCGUCUGAAGAAUUAGCUGAAGCACGGAGGAGCCCGGCUGAUGGUGCUUUGCUGCGCGCAGACACAGUAAACAGAGGGGGACAGGCACCGCUCAACGCUGCUCCAUCACCCAGACGAGACCCAGAGACCCUUCCCCACCGCGCUCGCCCUCCGCGUAGAGUUUAUUUCUGUUGAUUCCGGUGUGUUUUUCCGGGGGGAGCUGGGUCGCUAGCUACCGCGCAAGCUAGUCCACCGGCUAACGCUGGACAGCUCCUGGUGAAGGCUGGGCUAGCUGUGGACAAAGGAGCACCGCGAGGUGAAAAAUUACAAACACAGGGCACACAGUUGAUCGUGUUUAGGAAGGAGAGCAACAAACAAGGGACUGACAUGAUGUUUCCACAAUCCAGACACUCAGCUUCAUCGCAGCAGCUGAAAUUCACAACCUCCGACUCCUGUGACAGGAUCAAGGAUGAGUUCCAGUUCCUCCAAGCACAAUACCACAGUUUGAAGCUUGAGUGUGACAAGUUGGCCAGUGAGAAGUCAGAGAUGCAGCGUCAUUAUAUCAUGUACUACGAGAUGUCCUAUGGGCUCAAUAUUGAGAUGCACAAACAGGCUGAGAUAGUGAAGAGAUUGAAUGGGAUCUGUGCACAAGUCCUCCCCUACCUGUCUCAGGAGCACCAGCAGCAGGUUCUGGCAGCCAUAGAGAGGGCCAAGCAGGUCACCCCUCCAGAGAUGAACUCCAUCAUAAGGUGCUGCAGAUUUUCCAUUUUCUACAGACAGCAGCUCCAGGCUCACCAGCUGUCACAGCUCCAGGGCCUGGCCCUACCCAUGACCCCCCUGCCUCUGGGCCUGAGCCAGCCAUCCCUCCCCGCUGUCACCACCUCCUCCGGUCUCUUCUCCCUCUCCUCCCUGCUGGCCUCCCAAGCCCAGCUGGCCAAGGAGGAGAAAGCGUCACGUGAAGGAGUCGACAGCCACCGCGAGGAAGAUGGAGACAAGUCUGAUUAGAUGGUUUCCAGUUCAGCUCUGUUUCUAUCCAGAGACCUGAAUCCAGAGAUCCGAGCCCCCUUGGCCUACAGUCGCUCUCCUGGUCUCCCUCUAUCUGACCUUAGCUAUCAUUGGCUUUAAUCCCUUCACCAUUUACCAUUUACCUGGAUGUUUUUUAUCCUCCCUUCUCUCUAUCACAUCAGUGUCUCUUUCUUGUAUCCUGUGUCUUUUCUUCAAACACUCUCUUUUUUUGUAUGUAAUACAACUUUGUUUCUACCAUGUUUUUUUCUUUUUUUAUCAGGACUACUUUCUAUUUCGGUUGCUUCCUGCCGUCCUGUUGCUCUGUCUCAUGUUUAGUUUCAGGUUUUUUUUCCACCAUCCCUCUCUUCCUGUCCCCCCAUCCCCCCCACCUCUUGCCUCUGCUCUGAGGGGGCUUAGACAGCACUGUCAGACAGGACUGAUCUGUGGGAAUGAACACACAGUCCUGUAGGUGUUAAAACAAGCUAAAUGUUAAACAGAGUGAUUCUUUGGCGAGUUGUAAAACCAGUCGCACACAUCCCAUCAUUCCUACAAAACUCACUUUCCUAAGAUAAGGUCUCACAUAGCUUAAUAGUGUUGAUUUAAUUUUUGGUGGCAGUUCACAUUGCAUGCAUUCAUUCAAACAUAAAAUUGGCCGCGAGUUUAAAUCAUAGAAUUGUUUGAAAAUUGCCUAAUGCCCAAACUAAAGGGAGAGAUACAGCUACCGUCACAUUCUGACCAAAAUAGUUUUAAUAAGACACCUCCAGAAAAAUAGAGAUUGUGUAUAAUCCUGAAUUUGUAUGGAGAAAGGAAAAGCACCUUGUAAGAGCUAACCUCCUGCUGAGAGCUGUCAGUCUAGAUAACAAACCCACCUUAGUAAGUAAUCCCCCCUAUUUACGAUCCUCCUCGCCUGACCCUGUGAGGUACGUCAGAUCAAUCCGCCCAGCACCUUAAAUAAAAGGCAACUUUUUUUUAAUCAGACAUUAACGAGAGCAGAGGUAGCAACAAAAAGAACCGAGAUGCCACUCGUGCAACCCCCCCCACCGCCCCUUUCAUCUUUAAUGUGCACUAAUAUUAGAGCAGACACUUGCAGGGAGAGAGCGUGCAUGUUGUGUGUUUGACAGCAGAGGGCAGCGUGUGUCUUUGAAGAAGUGUCCUUCAUGGGCUCAGGCUUGAGCUAAAAACAAGGACAGGACAGAGAGCAAGCUGGGUCACGAGGGGAACGGCUUAUUUAUCCUCGCUGAGUGUACAAACUUAAUAAACAGAGACGAGACUGGAGACGUUAAAACUCUGCAUGCGGUCCGUCCCAGUCCCUGUCAUGAACCAGAUCUUGAGGAGUAGCCUUUGGUCUAUUUUAAGAAACAUCUGUGUCCUCCCAUUAAGAUGGAAACAUUGUCCCUCUGUACAUUCAGAUUCUCUCCGUGCGUUUUGAUUCACUGUGAACACACAGGUCUGCCACAUAUUUGACUAACACGACAUUGCGCAGGUGAUUUAACAUCUUAAUACGCCACUGAGUGGGAAAUCUCCAAGAUCUAACAAACUCAUAUCAGACAGAUGCAGCACUGAAAGCUUCUUCAGCUCCGUCAGUCCCACCCACCCUGCUGUUUUCAUUUAUAAUGUUACUCCGUCUGAUUAGACCUCUCGUCAGGGGGAAGUUGAAAGUGUCUACAUGAACUGGCUGCCAUUUUAUUUGAGUAUGGCAACACUGUAAACGUUAUAGUGCCCUCAGUGGCCCAGUGGUUCAAACACAGGCCGUACAGUAUGUUUACAAGGUCCCCGGCUUGUGGACUUUAGCUGCAUCUUCUUCCUGUCAUUUCUUCAAUGUCUGACUUGGAAGCAAAAAUGAUCUAAAAGUGCUAAAUAAAUAUCCCACAACUUCAGAAUUCAAAAGUAAACAAAACAAAAAAGAUCCAAAGUAGGUUUUAGUGAAAUGAGGGUAAUUAUCGCCAUGUAAAUAAAACGUUUUCAAUUUGGUUGAAUCCAUUUUCCCCUGGUCAUCAUCACACACUGUGUAGUGGCUCCACCUCCCCAGUUUGAGAACCACUCUAGAAAAACAACGGAGUAACAUAAUCUAUGUGAAUGAGGGAGUGAUUUCAGACAAUGUCUAUGUACUAUUGAUUCCCAUGUUUAUAAGUCAAGCUGUCAGUAAACAACAGAAGGACUGAAGAGUUGCGUGUUCUCUGUGAAGGUUACAAACACUGUGAAUUGACAACAUACCACUCUUUCCAUUACAUUUCAGUUUAAUUAUAAAGGGCUUUGGUUGACAUGAGGCAUUUGGCUUUCAGGCAUGUGUCUGAUAUAUUAAAGGCAAUGUCACACACACACACACACAUCAGUUUUCAGGGAAAAAGAGUCUUUCCCACUUUCUAAAACUUUAACUCUGAUGACAUGACGGCAGCAAAACAUGUGCAACAAAACUACUGGCGGUGUGACGGAGCGUAAUCUCCACAUCAUGUGAAACGGGGCAUACAUUCAUACUUUAGUCAUGUGCACAAAGCCGUCAGCAGAUGGUACUCUGCCGAAAGACCAACCUUUCCAUCGCCAUGUCCAGUUAGUGCACGACAGCCAUGACAACGCUACGUGUUCUACAUGUGAGUGCACUGACUUGAGAGACAGAGUCACGUGAGGAGGUCUAAUCAGGCAGCAUGAGUGAAAACACGUGUGUGUGCUUGGGCACCUGUGUAAAGGCUUUAAUAAGGUCUGUAGGAGCCAAGACGGCUCCAUCACAUGUUUGAAAAGUUUGAAGCAGGAUGAAAUUCACAAACACAUAUUUCCAGCAGAAAAAUCCUUAGUGGUAUCGAACUUGUGACACUGUAGGUCCACAGAGGCGAUCGGAUUUAGUGGUGACCUGUGUUUGUAUGAUUGUUGAUUUGACAUUAUGUUUUACACAUACACACACACACACACUUUCUCAGCCUCCCCUCUGUUUUAAUGGCUUUAGUGUGAGUGAAUGGAUAUGAAGAGUUUCAUUCUCAAACUUUUUACACAUGUUAAAACAAUCUCUGGAACAAUGAUGAAGCACAUUUUAUUGUUGACGUCACCGUAAAACUGCUGAUUCAUGUGCGAGUUUGACACAGUGGAAAUUCAGGAAGCAAAAAAACCAACAUCUCCAUAUAAAGGAAUCUCAGAAUGAAACCCUUUGUGUGUGUGAACGUGUCUGUGGGGCGAUCCUGCAGCUUUGUGUACGCAUGUGAGCGAGGUGUGUGUGUGUAAACAGUUGUACAGGUUCGGCCGUCAGUGAUAAACCACAGAAAUGAAAUGCAUCGCUGUUCUUACAAACGCUUACAUGCUCGUGAAUUUAAGCUUGCAGCACAUCGUCGUCCCAUCUAGCCACAUGCUGUAUGUAUCUAGCUACAUACUGUACUUGUCGUAGUGAUAUGCAGAGCAUGUAGACAAAGUGACACACACCCACACAUAACUGCAUGUCUGCGGGGGAACUGAGAGUGAUUUCUUUCUAGUGGAGACAUUUUUUUUAAAAGAAUGUUUGUUCCAGGUUUUCUGUGAUCAAUGCACUUGGUUUUUCUUUUUUUCUUUUUUUUUCUUUUUUAAAAUCUGUUUUCUUUCUUUUUUUUAUUCGAUAUGAACUAGAACCAGAGUUACAAAGCUGACGUUAUAAACAUAGAAAUGAGAAUCUAUGUAUUUGUUAAGUAGUGGGAGGUGCUGGCCUCUGUAUACAGUUAUACAUAGAAAGCUUUAUGUGUAUAUGGCUGCAUCUUCUCUUGUCUGUCCUUGAUGAUUCUUGUGCUAUUGUGUUACAAACCUGAUGUGACACCAGGGGGGAAACAACUGCAGUACGUUGACCUUUUUUUGCCCUUUGACCUCUUUUCCUCCUCUCUGAUCCCCCCCCCACCCAUCCCACCUCAUCCCCUUUACUCCCGCGCCACAUUACCCCCCCGAACCCAAACUUUUUGCCCCCAUAGCGUGAAGCAUUGUAAGCGUUUUGAGCUUUGUAAAGGUCUUUUUUAAAUACUUAUUUUGUGUAUAAUGUAAAACCUGAAAGUGUGUACUUUGGCGGAAAAAAAAAAAUGUUUUUGUGUCUGGAACCAUAGCUUCAUUUAAACAAAUAAACAACAACUACAACAAAAAGAAACUAUAAAAAAAAAAGUACAACAAACAUUUACUAUAAAUAAUAUGAAAUGUUCUGCAGUAAAGAAGGACUUCUUGUGCCUUACAAAUAAAGUCAAUCAAAUCAUAUAAGAAA